Messenger RNA from Aspergillus ibericus CBS 121593, 582 nucleotides. RefSeq names its product GFA family protein. NCBI's taxonomy places the organism in Eukaryota, Fungi, Ascomycota, Eurotiomycetes, Eurotiales, Aspergillaceae. The record is from RefSeq and is a predicted model, not a curated record. Gene Ontology annotation, molecular function: carbon-sulfur lyase activity. The transcript has 5 exons. The coding region runs from base 118 to 501 and encodes 127 amino acids.
GGCGCCCAAAUCCCGGUGGAUGAGCUCCACUUCUCUGCCCCUGACGAUAUCCUUAAAUCCCGUACCUGCACCAUGUCCAUCCCAGUGAGUGAGUGACCUUAACCAUCUGCUUCCAUCAUGUCUUACACCGGCCGUUGUAACUGUGCCAGUAUCUCCAUCACUCUCCCUGAGCAGCCGGAGAGGAGCGUUCUCUGCCACUGUACCAACUGCAAAAAAGCAGGAGGCGGUUCAUUUUCCGUCAACUACUUUGUAGAUGAAGAUGAUAUGACGGUCGAGGAUCCCAACGAGGCAUUGAAAGUGUACCAUGACCCCAAUACCGCUUCGGGCAAUACCAUCAAGCGUCACUUUUGCUCCAACUGUGGAAGUCCGCUGUAUACACUCUCCCCCAAAGUGCCGGGGAAGGCCUAUCUCAAGGCCGCGUUGUUUGAGAGUGUGUCUCGGCCGGAACUGGUGGUGUUUGAAGAGCGGCAGCCGAAGUGGGUGACGAUCCAUAUGGCUUAGUGUCAAUUCCGUGGUUUGGUUAGCGUGGGCGGAGUCUGGGGUAGUGGAGUUGAUAGCAUGUGAUGUGUGAAUGUAAUCGAG